CAAUAUCAGAUAUUAAACCAACUGUAUAGUCCAUUCCACCAGACUCCAUGCCUGUGUUUGCGCAUGUCACUCUCUCCACCUUUAAAAGCAUCAGAAUCAGAAAGAGGGGAGAAAGGGAGGCGACCGUACAAAUACAAUGAUCUCAGAAACUGGGAACGACAAUCUGAAGGAAGACUAUCUCCAAUCAGAAGCGAGCUAUUAUCCAGACUCCCCCGUCUCCUCUUCUCCCGAAGCCGGGCAGCUGAGCAGGAGGCGGGACACUCUGACCAGCAGCGGCAGCAUCAUCUCGGAGGAGAGCGGCUCCAUCCAGCGUCUGGUCUCCUCAGCCGCGGCCGCCUCCAGCAUCAUGACAUCGGGGGAGUUCAUGCAGACCGCUCCCCUGCUGACGCACAAAUCCAAAAGGAGCCUGCUGUACAAGGCGCUGUGCUUCCUCCUGCUCGUCUUCCAGGGCGGCAUCCUGGACUUCUACCUCAUCAUCUUCACCGACCUGUACUGGUGCUCAUGGAUCGCCACGGAUCUGGUGGUGAUCUCGGGCUGGGGGAUUUUCUUCAUGAAGAACGCGCGGAGCAAGAGGGAGCGGGCCUGCGGCUUCCACCAGAAGAGCUCCAUCUUCGGCUGUAACCUCGGGGAGUUCACCUACGCCUACCUGGCCUGGCUCAUUUAUGUCAUCGCCUGCACUCCCAAGGUGGUGCUCAUCCUGGAGACGUCUAUCCUGGACCUGAUCGAGCUCAAAGUGCCGUGCGGAGUGACCGGCUUCAAGAUCAUCAUGCUGCUGUCCGUGCCGCUGCUCUUCUGCCUCAUCAACUCCAUCAUCGAGGAUCUGAACGGGGCGACACGGCACCGAUCCCAGAGCUGCUUCUUGAGCACCUGCCUGGACCUGCUGGACAGCUUCACGCUGGUGGAGAUGCUGCUGAGGAGCGAGAUCCCCACGCUGUACCUGAAGUACACCGUCAUCUCGGUGUAUUUCGUGGCUCUGGCCGUGCCGACGAUCUGGCUUUACGAGCUCACCGCGUCCGAGCUCCGCUUCCGGUGGCUGUGGGCCCGCUUCUGUGCGAGCCUGGUGGUCAACGCCCCCCUGCUGUGUGUAGGUUCUUGGAGCUGGUGGAGCAGUGUGUGGCGGUUCGCGGGGUCCGGAAGCUGGCUGGAGGCGGCAACCCGGCCCAGUUCUCCCACUGCGUGUCCGAGAACGACAUGUGUCCGCACGGAUACGUCAACACCCUGGCUGUCACCCAGUCCUAGAGCCCGGCCUGGGGCCUGGAGCUGCUUGCGUUCAAGACAAAGCUGCAAAUAGGAAAAUCCACUUUCAAACUCCUUCUUCCAGAUAGACAAUAAGGAUAUCACAAUAAACCUACUUGAAAGGCAGCCUUUUUAGAUUUAUCAUUACACGAAACAGGAAUAGGGUACUUCGAAAAAUGAUAAUAAAACAAAAGGAAAAAGUAGAACUAUUAAUCCAUAGGCUAUACUUAUAGAGUCACUUUAUCCCAGUUACAAAAAUAAUUAUUUUCUUAUAUAUAUCCAGGGGCCAACAUAGUGGUAGUGAAAAGAAAAUGUUAGUACCACUCACAAUAUAAAAAAUGGCAUUUGUCCUCGCACAAUGUUCGUUGUCAGUGUUCAUUACAAAGAAAUAGUCUAAUUUCUGAAAAGAGAUGUGGCUUUUUCGACAUAUUUAAUUAUGAUUUAUUUCAUAUUUUUCAACAGACUAUACUAUACUUAGCUUUUUGACAUAUGAAACCUCAAAAGGCACCCAUUCUUAUAUAUUCAGUAUAAAAUAACACCAUAUAUAUAGUAUAUUGGAAGGCUCCCAAGAUACCCUAAUGCAUGUAUACAGCCAUGCAGAAAAAUAUGACAUGGCUUGUAGCUGUAGCCCUAUAUAAGAUUUUACAUCAAAUGACCACAAAGUAAAGCAACCGAUAGGACCUAAGGCGUUCAGGGACUCUAAUAAUCCCACCCAAUAACCACAUAGUUAUGAUGAAUACACAGAUUAAUAACAACAGGCAAAACUCUUUUUUCAAAGCAGUUGGAUUUUGUUGACAGGGUUUUUUGCCACACUGCAAUAUUGGAUAACUUCCUCUUUGACUGAUCUUUUUUGAAAUUUCUACUUGGAACAUUUCACAUGAUAGGAGAAUGGAUUUUCCGAUUUUUGGACAUGUCUGGAACACAUCAUCUGUACCAGCCUUACAAUGUUCUCCUUACAUAAUCUACAGGUGCUACAGUCAAACCAAACACCUGCAACAGCCUACAACAAACAGAAGAGCAACUGUAGUGAAUUGGACCUUGUUGAGUUGUGUGUGUUCUGUCUGUGAGUUUCACCGCUGCACUUGAAUGGAGACGGCAGAUGGACUUGGUGUCGUGUUGGGACGUAAAGUGCAAUUUUUAGAAUCUUCUGGACUGAUUGACCAGGACUCUGCUCCCUCCUUGUCCACCAGUGUUUUCUAUUGGUAGAAGUAUUACUGAGAGUAGACACAUAUGUUAGAUCCGACAGUGCCAUGACAAACAGGUUUUCUACAGCUUUUUCAAAUUGACCCCUGGCCAGCAGGACCUUCUGUUGGCCUCACUGGCUGUGCUACUGUUUUAAAACUGUUUUCAUUUCUGGGAUCAGAAGUCCCCAAAGAUAACUGUAUUCAACAGCCCUCAUUUAAAGAGCCUCAGUUCUCUGGGUCACCUCAGCUCUUAAUUUAUUUUUAAACACACCUGUGAGUCAUGUCUGGAACUAUAGAUAUUAGUAUUCCUGUUUUAGAACUAUAAUGAAUCCCAUUUCUCCCAAAAAUAUAUAUGAUACAAGUAAUAGGAAAUUGGUGAUGAUAAAAUAUUGUGCUUAUGUCUGUAGAGAUGAUCAUUAUUGUAACUCCCAUUUUUGUAUGUCCAGUUCCAGUACCUCCCGACAAGACGAAGAAAAGUGCUCCUUUGUAAUUGUCAUGUACAUUGUUGGUGAAUGUUUUAUAAUUUACACAAUGUCUGCCAUUGAACCAGCUACCUGCUCGAUUCUGUGCGUUGAAAUGAACGCAGUAGGAAGUGAUUUGGUGUUUUUAGGGGGGUUCAGUGUCAAGAGUUUGAGAUUUCCAGUCAUAAAUGGUAGAACUUAAUCAGUCCAAAUCUUAAGUCAUUCUUUUUUUCUUUUGAUCUUUUUUUGUCAAAGGUGCCAACAAUGCUAAUAGUGCAACCAUAUCUUCAAUGUUUACUUAGUUCAUUUUGGAAGAAGAUAAGUUGGAGUUGACACAUGCUUGUGUGCAGUGGGCGACUGCAUGCACUGAGACAAAACAUCUGGACUGUGCCAAAUCUGAUUAUGGAAGCCCUGAGAAGCCUGACUGGUGAUCCAUUGAACACGUUUUUUAGUUGCUUGUUUUUUUUUCAGACUUUACCUUAACAUUAUGGCAUAGAUACAAUCUAUAACAAUCAAUAUGUGAACUUUUGGUUUAGAGAACUUGAAGAAAUUCAGACCCACUUGGAGGAAAACAUGAAUUCCAUAAAUCCUAUAGUGGUGCCUCUCGUGACCCAAAUGACUAUUACAACAACACACUACUUAAAAAAUCUAAAAUGUUAAAAUGUUUUACAAACAAAAACGAUACAAAUGUAGAUAAGACCUUUAAAAUGGGUCACCAGGUUGUUUUGGUCUCACUUGUCUUGCGUCUGAGGGCUUCCUUAAAUAAUCAAUUGAAUCGAGUAAAAAGCGACAACAUGCCGUAGCCAACCGGAUGUGUUUAUCCACCUUGAUGUUUCGACGUGUGAACGUUUACCUCAUUAUGAGUUGAUAUGGGAGACUAUCUGUUUGACGGGAACAGCUCACUUGAAGAAUGGCUGUGGUUACACGAUGUGCUAGUGGCAGUGGUAAUGUACAUAACAAACAUGGCAGAUUAAAGUAUAUUAUAUAAUCAAAAAGAUGUGAAGUGAAGACAGGUGCAAUAUGGGUCAGAGGAGUCGGAACAGAUUUUAGUGCUUAUGAUUUUGGAGCUCAUAGUUUGUGAGUCCCGGAAGUGAGGUAGCAUUUUUGCUCUUCAAGUUCCCUCACCUUGAAGUCAAUGAGUUUUCUGAAUGGAUUGUUGGUAUGCCUGAAAUAAGGCGUGUGAUUAACACAAACUUAAAAGAGUUUUGAGGCUUUUAAAAAAAAAAUUAAAAGAGGGUGUUGCUAGCAAGCGGUUAAAUUAGGCUAAAGAGUUCAUCACCACUAAGAAACUACAGUGCUUGGUGUAGUAUGAUUAUAGCUAGAUUGUUAUGCUUACAAAACAUACAGUGGUGUUCAUUUGAUAAGUUUAGUUUGCUGAACAAAACAUCUAAGUAUAUUUAACUUGUGUUUCCCACAGAACUUGUUUUUUGCAUCAUGAAUCAAAGGAACCAGCGAAUGCUAACUUUCGGGUUGUUUUCAAAAUGUCCCUGCAGCACAGUUUUGAGGGGGAUUGAAUCACAGUGAGGGUAUACAGGGGUAUCACAGUGAGGGUAUGUGUGAUUUCCUUGCUUUAUUUGCCUCUCUGUGAGGGAUCAGUGUAUGCAGGUCAGAGGUUGUGCCUUGUGAGCAGUGCGGCUGCUGAGGGGUCAAGACUGAGGAGGAGGAAUGUCCAUCAUAAAGGAACUGAGAGUGUAUCCCCUUCAGUACAAAUCACAAAUAGUUUCAGGUCUCUGCAGGGGAUUCUCAUGCCGUGUUGAAAUCCGUGGAUAUCUAGGGAAAAGCUAACUUAAAACAUGCUCAGAAAUGUCUAGAAUUGAUGAACAGUAGAAGUGUGAGACAACAACAACUUAUUUAUAGAUGUAACUAAUCUCACUCUUUUUCACACAAAAUCAGGCAGUUCUCCUGUAAAAGGUUCUGACAAACUAAAUUGCUCAUGAACAAUCCAAAAUCUUGUUGCAUUUGUUAUUUUAAACAAUAAUAAUGCUCAUAUUUUCGACCAAUGAAAUGCAGUGAUAUACAAAAUUGACAACCUAAUCUCAAUAUAGCUUUUCCCAGAGUUCAGAAUGAGCCUUCACUCUUAACAAAUAUAUAAUGUUAGAUGGAUAACGUUGCCUGCUGUUAUGAAUAUGAUACGAGGUUAUCCUUCCUGACUUACAGCUUCUAUUUGUUUGUUGCUUAUCAUACAUUGCCAAAGUAUUUCAGAAAUGUUAUAUUUUAUACUAUUUUGUGUUAUUUCCUUGUGCCAGUAAUCUGCAAUGCCUUUGCAAAUGUAUCCUACACUGUUGUUAGCGCUUUGUUACAAUCUUUUUUGGAUUUGCACAUGAAGCUCAUCACUCAGUUAUUAUUAUGGAGCUCUAAGCUGAAGUAUGUUUGACCUUUAACCUGCAUGGACGAGCACAGUGCAAAGCUACACUGGAACAACCAAAGGCUUUAAUAGACGGAUAUUCAAAAGAAGCCAAUCAUGCUACUCAGAUUUCUAUUUCAUUCUUUAGCCUAGGUGCAAUGAAAAACACUCUCUUGUCUUACAUUAUAUGGGCUUUCUUUUUGAUCCUAAUUUGUUUACAGGGAAAUAAUAUUGCUGUUGUUUACAGAUAGGAUUCUACCUGUACUGUAAAGUUGUGUAGUGUAUAUCUGUACUGAUAUAAUCUAUGUACCGUAGAUGUAAGACAGAGUAUUAUGUGGUCGAAACCUGAAAUAAAUCGGAGGAAAGUGUACAAAGUGA
Molecule: messenger RNA, 5603 nt
Organism: Notothenia coriiceps (black rockcod)
Lineage: Eukaryota; Metazoa; Chordata; Actinopteri; Perciformes; Nototheniidae
Gene: tmem121b
Product: transmembrane protein 121B
Exons: 2
Coding region: 137-1291 (384 amino acids)
Source: RefSeq, a predicted model, not a curated record